GAGGUACUUGAACGUUUCAGUCCUAGGCAGCAGGCAGAGCACACAGACUGAGCUGUCUGUGUGGCAAUGAUGGAUACAAGCUAAUCGUCCAACGUUACAAAACGUCUACAAAAGCUGUUGGAAUAUAUUACGAGGUGUCACUCCAUAUAUCGCCUCAUAAAAUUGGCUCUGAUUUCUGACAGGCAGACAUAUCCGUUGGUAGACAGCAAUGGGUGGGCUGGGGAACGGGCGUCGUGGAGUAAGGUCACCGCCUCUUAUGAUUGCCGCUCUGAUCGCCUGUAUCUUGGUUCUGGGCUUUAACUACUGGGUGUCCAGCUCCCGCAACCUGGAGCUUGAGACUAAACUGUAUGAGCUGGAGGGCCAGGUGCGACGUGGAGCAGACGAGAUGAAGAAGAAGAAGGAGUUCGAACAGGUGAUCGAGAAACAAAAGGAUCAGAUCAGCAACAUACAAAGUCUCUAUAAGAGCAAGCUGGAGGGAGCUGAGAUCUCCUGCAGCCAACACAAGGCCACACUGCAGCAGAACAUUUCCUCCAGUGCAAAAACCAUACAGGAACUCAAAGGUCAGCUGAGUUGGCUGAAUGAUGCUCUGGGGAAACUUGAGAAAGAGCUGCAGAGUUGCCAAGGCAACAUCAACACACUUAAUAACAAACUUAUGUAUGACAUGACCCAGUGUAACGCCCAGGUGCUGUCCCAGAAAGAGCUGUGCAAUGAGAGAGUGGCUGCCGCUAAACUUGAAGCUGAGAAGAAAAUGCAGAAGCUCAUCCAUACACCUGUCUCCUCACAGGAAAAUGUUGGAGCAGUGGAAAUCAACAAAUCAGUCAAGGCCCUGUCUGAUGGAAUUCCAGCAACUGCUUCAAGCCAAACACCAAGUCUCUCUCAACCCAAAGGAAAUAAAGUCCAAGAACUACUGACAAAUGAAAUAAUGGUGGAUAUAAUUCCCAGCGCUCCAGUGGAGCAGCCUACAUCAAAGGAUCUCUCCAAAGCAGGGCCAGAGUCUGUUCAUGCAACUGCUGCAUUGAAACAGGAAGACAAACAGCCACAAGAAGGAGCUGACAAUGCAGAUGAGGUGGAAGGAGAGACUGGUAAACUUUUGGAGAAUAAUCUGAUUGAAGACAAAGAGAAUGAGGCGAUCAAUGCUCAUGAAGAAGAUCCUCAGACAGAAGAAGCUGACCCUGGAAUGGAAGGGAUGCUGAUUGGUCAAGGAAAGGCCGAUGAAACUCAAGCUGGUCAGAAACCUCAGGAACCAGAAGAGUACGACGCAGAUGAACAAGUCGUGGGUGGAGAAGAUUUAGAAAAACCACAGGAGAACAAACAGGAUGAAAAUAUAGGUAUGUGUGUCAAAUAAGCAUUUAGAGAGUGAGCGCAUUCUGGUCUCGACAGGCUUUAUGU
Neolamprologus brichardi is the source of this 1389-nucleotide messenger RNA. The record is from RefSeq and is a predicted model, not a curated record. Lineage: Eukaryota; Metazoa; Chordata; Actinopteri; Cichliformes; Cichlidae.